GAGAGAAGGAGAGAGGGGCAAAGGAGAAGGGAGAGAGGGAGAGCGUGCCAGACAGGAAGGAGCGCCCUAGAGUCUCCGAAGCACGAAAGAGAUAACCAAUUAGGAAUUUUGGGGGCAACUGUCACCCACCCCGAGAGCAGCCAGAGACUCACCAUCACCCCAACUCUGACGUUUCCUACAAGAAGUUAGAGACUUAAGCAGUACUGACAUCGGAGGGAAAUGGUAUGUUUGAUGCUGUGGAAAAUACCCCGGAGCUGAAGAAGUGCAACUGGAUGUUGUGUGUGCGUUAAAUACCAGAAGAGCUCAGACCCCGUGGGUAAUAGAAACGAAAUGUGGAGAGAAUGACUAACGACAAAUCUGUGAAUUUGUUCUCUGGAGUUGCUAAUUUGCCAGCCCGAAGCAACACAUUUUACAAGGAGGAAACGUUUUGCUGCUUCUGAUUUCUUCCCAAACUGGUGCUACCAGAUGCAUGGCUUUCUAUGUGCUGAAACAGCUCAUUUCUAACUGCAGCAUACCGGGAAAGGGGAAAGGUUGAGGCAACUAACUGGCUGUCUCCAAAUAAGUCAUGAGAUGUAAUGCAUCCUCCAGCCCAUGCACGCUUCCUCUUGCAAUUCGUGCAUCAUUCCUCAGUGGAAACCUUUAAACCCUAAAAUCCAGGAAAAGAAAAUAAAUACAUUAUCAUGGACCUGAGGGAUUUUUACCUGUUGGCUGCUCUGAUUGCCUGUUUAAGGCUGGAUUCCGCAAUAGCUCAAGAACUUAUUUACACUAUUAGAGAGGAAUUGCCUGAAAAUGUGCCCAUAGGAAACAUACCAAAGGAUCUGAACAUUUCUCACAUCAAUGCUGCCACAGGGACCAGCGCCAGCCUUGUCUACAGACUGGUUUCUAAAGCUGGGGAUGCCCCUUUGGUGAAAGUAUCCAGUAGCACUGGCGAAAUUUUUACAACCUCCAAUAGAAUAGACAGAGAAAAACUCUGUGCUGGAGCCUCUUACGAUGAGGAGAAUGAGUGUUUCUUUGAACUUGAGGUGGUGAUCCUCCCCAAUGAUUUUUUCAGGCUGAUCAAAAUUAAAAUAAUUGUCAAGGAUACCAAUGAUAAUGCCCCCAUGUUUCCAUCUCCUGUCAUCAAUAUUUCCAUCCCAGAAAACACUUUGAUCAACAGCCGCUUUCCAAUUCCAUCAGCAACAGAUCCUGACACAGGCUUCAAUGGUGUACAGCAUUAUGAAUUGUUAAAUGGGCAGAGUGUUUUUGGACUGGAUAUCGUGGAAACUCCGGAAGGAGAGAAGUGGCCGCAAUUGAUUGUUCAGCAAAACUUGGACAGAGAACAGAAAGAUACCUAUGUGAUGAAAAUCAAAGUAGAGGAUGGAGGCACUCCACAGAAAUCCAGCACAGCCAUACUGCAGGUCACAGUAAGUGAUGUAAAUGACAACAGGCCAGUGUUUAAAGAGGGUCAAGUGGAGGUGCAUAUUCCAGAGAAUGCUCCCGUAGGCACCUCUGUAAUUCAGCUCCAUGCCACUGAUGCAGAUAUAGGCAGUAAUGCUGAAAUCCGGUACGUUUUUGGUGCCCAGGUCGCCCCUGCAACCAAAAGACUCUUUGCUUUAAAUAAUACUACUGGGUUGAUUACAGUUCAGAGGUCCUUAGAUCGAGAGGAGACAGCCAUUCACAAAGUGACAGUGCUGGCUAGUGAUGGCAGCUCCACUCCCGCUCGAGCAACGGUUACCAUCAAUGUCACUGAUGUAAAUGAUAACCCUCCAAACAUAGACCUCAGGUACAUUAUAAGUCCCAUCAAUGGCACAGUGUAUUUGUCUGAGAAAGAUCCUGUCAAUACAAAGAUUGCCCUAAUUACAGUUUCAGAUAAGGACACAGAUGUGAAUGGCAAAGUGAUCUGUUUUAUUGAAAGAGAGGUACCGUUUCAUUUGAAGGCAGUAUAUGACAACCAGUAUUUGUUAGAGACGUCCUCUUUGUUGGACUAUGAGGGCACCAAAGAAUUCAGCUUUAAAAUUGUUGCCUCUGAUUCUGGGAAGCCCAGUUUAAAUCAGACUGCUCUGGUAAGGGUUAAGCUUGAGGACGAAAAUGACAACCCACCAAUUUUCAACCAGCCUGUAAUUGAACUGUCAGUUGCUGAAAACAACCGUCGUGGGUUGUACUUAACAACUAUUAGUGCCACAGAUGAAGACAGUGGGAAAAAUGCAGAUAUUGUUUAUCAGCUUGGACCGAAUGCCUCCUUCUUUGAUCUGGACCGAAAGACAGGAGUUUUGACAGCCUCCAGAGUCUUUGACAGAGAAGAACAAGAAAGAUUCAUUUUUACAGUAACUGCCAGGGACAAUGGGACCCCUCCCCUCCAAAGCCAAGCGGCUGUGAUAGUUACUGUUCUGGAUGAAAAUGACAAUAGCCCCAAGUUUACUCAUAAUCAUUUUCAAUUUUUUGUGUCUGAGAAUCUGCCAAAGUAUAGUACUGUGGGGGUAAUCACAGUGACAGAUGCAGAUGCUGGAGAGAAUAAAGCUGUGACUCUUUCCAUUCUAAAUGACAAUGAUAAUUUUGUGUUGGAUCCCUAUUCUGGAGUCAUAAAGUCAAAUGUCUCAUUUGACAGAGAGCAGCAGAGUUCCUACACUUUCGAUGUCAAAGCCACUGAUGGGGGGCAACCACCCCGUUCCUCUACUGCAAAAGUAACUAUAAAUGUCAUGGAUGUCAAUGACAAUAGUCCAGUUGUCAUUUCGCCACCUUCUAAUACUUCUUUUAAGUUGGUGCCUCUCUCAGCCAUUCCUGGCUCCGUGAUAGCAGAAGUUUUUGCCGUGGAUAUUGACACUGGGAUGAAUGCUGAACUUAAGUAUACAAUUGUGAGUGGGAACAACAAAGGCCUGUUUCGGAUUGAUCCAGUAACAGGUAACAUCACUCUGGAAGAAAAACCAGCACCUACUGAUGUGGGCUUGCACCGAUUGGUGGUCAACAUAAGUGACCUGGGAUACCCUAAGUCUCUGCACACGCUUGUGCUUGUUUUUCUUUAUGUUAAUGACACUGCUGGCAAUGCCUCCUAUAUCUAUGACUUGAUUCGCAGGACUAUGGAGACACCAUUGGACAGGAACAUAGGCGAUAGCAGCCAACCCUAUCAAAACGAGGACUAUCUCACCAUCAUGAUCGCCAUUGUCGCAGGUGCCAUGGUGGUCAUCGUCGUGAUCUUCGUCACCGUUCUGGUGCGCUGUCGCCAUGCAUCAAGAUUCAAAGCAGCUCAGAGAAGCAAGCAAGGUGCCGAAUGGAUGUCCCCAAACCAGGAGAACAAACAAAACAAGAAAAAGAAAAGGAAGAAAAGAAAGUCUCCCAAGAGCUCUCUUUUGAACUUUGUUACCAUCGAAGAGUCCAAACCCGAUGAUGCAGUUCACGAACCCAUCAAUGGGACAAUAAGCCUGCCGGCUGAGCUGGAGGAGCAAAGCAUAGGUAGAUUUGACUGGGGUCCGGCACCUCCAACCACCUUCAAGCCGAACAGCCCUGACCUGGCCAAGCACUACAAAUCCGCUUCUCCACAGCCCGCUUUCCAUCUUAAACCAGACACUCCGGUUUCCGUGAAAAAGCAUCACGUGAUCCAGGAGCUCCCGUUGGACAACACCUUUGUCGGGGGUUGUGACACCCUUUCCAAACGCUCUUCCACUAGUUCAGAUCACUUCAGUGCCUCAGAGUGCAGUUCCCAAGGAGGCUUCAAGACAAAGGGCCCCUUACACACCAGACAGGGUACAGAUUUCGACACUAAGCAUAUGGCUUGAUGAUACAGUCAUACCUGAGGCAUGCGUGGUUCUUUCCAGUGUACAAUGAACAUUCAUGGACAUUACAUAGUAAGAGUAGUAAUAGCAUUAGUGUGUUUUAGGCAGUAGCAUCUUGGAUACUUUUCACAAACAGUAUAUUUUGGCAGUGAAUUUCAAACAUUCUGCUAAUUUCAAAAUAGAAGGAGAAUUUUGUGAUUUUUUUUUUUUUAACUACUCUUUAUAAGGAGGCAUCUAGAAGAGGGGGCGGUCAAGCAAUAAUGAUGAUAAAAAGAUCUCUCUUCUUCACUAGACUAGAAUGAUGCUUUCCUUUUUUUUAAAAAAAAAUUUUAUUCCAUCCCCUGCUCUCCAGUAGAGCAGAAGCAACAACCACCCUCCGUCCACAUCUGCACAAACUUGUCCACUAAGGUCAGCAUAUGCCUUUUCCCAACCUAUCCGUAAUACACUAGGAGACAUAUCUUCAUGUGUAUUUAGAAACGUGUAUAAUAAGCUUUUAUUACUGUUUAUAAAAUUUUAGCCCUAAAAUUUUUCCAGUUUUAUCACCUACAACCACAAAAAGUAUCCAGUAAUUUCAUACAGUUUUAUAAAUCUACCAUAUUUCAUUACUGGCUUCUUAAUGUGUCCUUGCCUAAAACUCUAACAAGAGAUGGUGAACACUUGUCAACCACAUGUUGGACUUUCAGGAUCCCCCUUAAAUCUGAGAACCUGAGAGAACCAUUUCAGCUGUAUAGUCAGAUAAAAUGUGUUUAUCAUGGAUUAUUAUAAUGGAUGCAUUUUGGUAAAACUCCUAAGUGAGAAAAUUGCAGUUUUAAUUUGAGGUGCAUUUGAAGGUGAAAACGAAAUAGCUGAGAGUUCUGGUUGCACAGCUUUCCCUAUUCCAUUUGGCAAAGGAAACUGAUUCUUGGAACAACAUGCUAACUUUUUGUCCACUGUGUGUAGUGCAUGUGGAUCAUUGCAUUACUCAUGGAUGCUAUUCUUAUUUAGAAUAUAAAUUCUGCCACAUUCCUAGAGAAUAACAAGGAUCUGCUCUUUCGAAAAAUGUCUCUUGAUAUGAGACAAACAGAUUGACUUUAAAUUCCAAAAGUCCAUAUUUUUGAAGCUCACAUUGCUUACAUUUUGAUUGUGCUUACUUUAUUUUGGGUCGGCAGCUUUUUCUUGAUGACCCUUACUAAUAAGCUUCAGUAGGCAGAAAAAUUUCAAUUAUUCUAAUUAAAGACCAGUAUUGAACAUGUUGACCAAAUGUAGAUUUUAUGUUGUUAAUUAGACAAGAAUUUGGUAAGGUUUUAGAUCAACCAUUGAUACAAGAAAGCUAAAUUCACCUGUGAAUUUGUCAAUGAACUAGAGUGGCAGGAUUUCCUUGGUUUAAAUUAUUAAGGUAAGAGAUUGGAAAAGCAUAAUUCUUCAAUAUGAACUCAAAGACAUAUAGGCAAGUUUACUUUGAACUCAAAAACAUAUGCAAGGCUAGAAAGCAAUAGAGAUGACAGGUGUAAUUUUUGUCUGUAUAUUUGUUUAAAGAUUCAUUUAUAGGAAGUAAUUUUUUUAAAUGACACUUUUUGAUGGAACUCACAUUUCAUGAGACCAAACAUAAAAGCAAAAAUACUUGUAGUAAUCACUUUUUUAUCAGAUUCAGGUAGAAGAGUGCCAAACUGUUUUGAUUUCACGAUAGGCUAUAGUCCUGUGAUGGAGUUCCCAGCUGGGGUUUGGAAACUAAAACCCUGGCAUGCAGAUGUUAGUGCCUAACAUGAUGUGUUGAUUUAGCUUUCCAGAUGACUUAAAAAUAGCUGCAGUUCUCCUUUAUCUAGGGACUAGACACACAGGCUUUGUGAGAAACUAGAUUAAUUUUGCAUUGACGUUCUGGAUGUUGCUGAUAAUUUGUAGAGACAUUAUGCCUUUUGGUUAUGACUGUGACAGGCAGACUCUAUCCAAAUGGACAUUACAAGAGCCAAAUUUAAUAGUCUUAGCAUUGGAAAUUUCUGCCUUGAGUAGAGCAGAAGCUUUCCAGCAUGUGCUUUGUUUUCUACUCCCACAAUUAUGAAUUAAUAUACAUCAAUUCCAGACAGCUGAGGAAUGACAUAGAGGAUUAAUUAGAACUAGACAACAUUACACUAGUGGAGUGAAAAUUCUGUAAUGGUUUUUCUGCAGUGACGUGGUAGAAAAGGCAAAUGGACACCAAUUUCUAGCUUUUGCACAUUCAGAAUUUCAAGAAAGUGGAUGAAAAGGGAAGUGGAGAAUAAUUAUGUUACUCAAGCUGGUAUAAUUUUUCUCAUCAAAUACAUAACUCAUUUUUCACAAAUGUCAAGAAUUGAUUCAACUGAGUGAGUGAGUCAGUAUUGUAUUCAGUGUAUGAUUUUGUCCAUUUAAUUACAACCACUUUUAUCUCUUAAAAAUAAUCACAGAAAGGGUAUAUUUAGUCUGUGACCACAAUAAGAAAAUGAGAUGCAAUGAAUACACGCAGGUCUCAUAUACUAUUAUAUACAUAUUUCUGUAUGAAAUAUCUCUGAAGUGAAAAGAUAUUUUCAUACCUUACCUAAAGUUUUAAUAAAAACAUUUAACUAUAAAAUGUUGAAGUCUCCCCUACCUCCAGCUGUUGUUUUUUUCUUGCUAUGAAGCUUAUCUAUCAUAGCAGUAGAUUUAUGGCAAUAUUUUCUACUACUAAGACUGUAUAUUUAUUGAUUCAAGUUAUUUGAGAACUUUGUAACUGUUGUUAUUGCAAAUUGACUUUUUCUGUAGUUGCACUUUAAUAAAAUUAGUUUUAGGACUUUAAAUUGGCAAGCUCUUGAGUAUACUUUUACAUAGAUUUCUGAUGUGGGUACUAAUUUUAGAUUUUUGACAGUGUGAUUUUUUAAGAUGUCUCUUCAGUAAAAGAGGAUUUCUUUUCCUUAAUUGUGUGCAUUCUAUUGUUUUAAUCACAAAAUGUAUUUGAAUGCCACGCAUGGAUUGGCAAAAGUGAACUAGAGCAAUACGGAAAUGACUUACUCGGUAUCACUUUUACACAUUCACUUAGGCAAUGGAUUCUAGUAAUUCACAGAACUUUUUAAAGCUUUUUAAAAAAUUAUUGUCUCUUAAAAUAGUAAUAUUAAAACUAAAAGGAUCAGGAAUAUGCUAAAUUUAAGAUGAUCAUUUGAAAAGGAAAUCACAGACUUGUUCAUCAUACUGUAUUUGAAGUGAUUGUAGAUGAGUUUUGAUAUACAGAAUGGUAGUAAAAUAGAAUUAUAAAGUCUAUUAACCAUAAUGAUGGAGUUCUAGAUGUAGAUAAAAUGAGAUGAUUGUAUUUAAGUUUUCAAUAAAUUUGUUACCCAGUUUAGGGAUAUUUGUAGUUUAUGAAACCUUGUUUAUAUUCACUUAACUUCAAAAAGUUAAGAAAGAAUAUUUGAAGCUCUAUUAUUUAGUAUCUAAGAUUCUGAGAGAGUGGUCAAGAGACCGGAGCUGUCUUCACUGAGUGUGAAUGUCCACAUACUUUAUAGUUAAACAAAUCAUUCUUUGCUCCUGUCAAGGUUUUAAAGCACAGAGUGCUGAGAAGACAUAGCAAUUUGCUUAAUUAACCCCUGUUCAUUUUACAGGGCAAGAAAUAAGAUUACUCUUUGGCAAUCACAUGUUACUUGAGGUAUAUUUAAUCUUUUACUACCCUGAAAACUUAACAACACACACACACCCUAAUGCAAAUAUGGACAGAAGUAAUACCCCUACUCAUAAGUGAGCACAUUUCUUCCUAACAUAAAUGCAUUAAUAGCUCUGAAGGCAUUUCUCUCUGACAGAAAAAUAAGGUGCCAAAGUUAAUAAGGCAAAGCUCAUGCUUCACAGGUUUAUGGCCUACACUAAAAGUAGAUUAAGUCUGCAUGUGUGUGUGUCCUCUAUAUCAACUGACUUCUGAUAGAAAAUGUCUAUGCUUUUCAUUCUGACCAAUAAAAGGCAACUUGGUGAGUUAUAGAGAUUGACUGGGUGCUUGACAUGUGGUGCUGCUCCAUUAAAAUGGUGGGCAAUUGGUACUGGGGAGGUUUAGGAGAAUUUAACUUGUCUUGCUUGAUUUUAGAUAUGCUUUUAGAUAUGUUGAUCUCCUAAUAUUCUGAAAACAUAAAAAGGCAAUAUCAGUUCACAGCCAACAGGUUUCUUUAUGUUGCUUUUCUAGUCCAAAUGUAAAAAGAAAGUGAUAAUGUGCUCCUAAUCAUUCUAUGCUUGUGUUCUAAUAUUACCAGGAAGCUUUUGUAGACAUACUCAAAUAAGCACAUUUUUCAUUAUUUAAGUGCAAAAUGCAUCUUUUCAAUUAUUAUUGUCCAAAUAAUUUUUAGAGAAUGAUCAUUGCAUGAUCCCUCUCCCCACUUCACUACUCUAAGAUAGGUGGAUAUGUUUAAUUCCUUUUCUGUACUUUCCAUUAUUAAAAGAACCCUACAAAAAAUAAAACAUUUGUUUUCAAUUGAACAGCAACAACCCUGGUAAUUUAUAUUCAGUUUUACUUCUGCAAAAUAGACACAUUUUUACAUAAUCCAAACAAAUUGUCAUGUUAACUGUAUGCUAAAUAUGAUGAAAUGUGGCUUAAAAUAAUCUCUCUUAUUGUGCUACAAUGUAUCAAUAAUUUUAAAUGUAAACACUUGACAUCACCUGUUUCUAUAAUACCAUUAUUCUGUAGGUAGUAUUCACAGUACAGUAUAUUCUAUUGCUACUUGGUGAAAUGAACUCUUGAGAUUCAUAAUAGGGCAGUACACAAGCGUUAUUAUUAAAGGAUUAUAGGGAAAAUUUUCCCAAUGGAAAACUGAUAAUUAACGGUAUUAUUUAAAAUAAGUAUAGUGAAGAGUAGAUAAGAAGUUCAAUGUAGCAAUAUCUUUCUAUUUUAAUUUCAAAUUAAAUUUUUAUAUACACACAAAAAAAUUUGGCUCAAGAAUUAGCUGAUAUAGUUUAGAUUUUAAAUAGCCAAAAUAACGUUGCAGUGUGUUAUAUUCAUAAUUUAUCAAUAAAAUGAUUACUGUUAAUAACUGGUAGAAUUCUUUCUUCCCUGUGCUAGUGAUUUAAGUUGAAUGGGAAUUUAGUAACAUGUGUAGGGAUGCAUCUUAAUAUCUAUAUUUGCUGAAAAGUGUUAAAAACACAAAACUUGUCCUCAUUAAAAUGGACUUCUGUACACUAUAAUUUGAAUUAAGUAAUGCAUAUAUAAAGUAUUUAAAAAGUUGUAUAUCAAAUGUAUAACGUUCCAUUUUUCACUAUAUUUUGUAAAGCAUUUUUGGUGUAAUCAGUAUGACUCACAUAUGUCAAACAAGUAUUCUACUAUUUAUUUAAACAGAUAUAUACCUAAUGUAUUUGGAAGCUUAUUGCACUCAUAUAAUUGUGUAUAUUGUGGCCUCAAAAGUCUGUACUUAUCCUUGCUUUAAAAAAGUAGUAUGUGCAUUUCUUUCCAAUUUAUUUUAAUUAAUUAUAUUAAGGAAAACAUCCUUUACUAAAUGUACCUUAAAAU
Messenger RNA from Balaenoptera acutorostrata (minke whale), 9186 nucleotides. It is a transcript of the gene PCDH9, whose product is annotated as protocadherin 9. Gene Ontology annotation, cellular component: plasma membrane. Gene Ontology annotation, biological process: homophilic cell-cell adhesion. Bases 681 to 3749 code for a protein of 1022 amino acids. The transcript has 3 exons. Lineage: Eukaryota; Metazoa; Chordata; Mammalia; Artiodactyla; Balaenopteridae. Gene Ontology annotation, molecular function: calcium ion binding. The record is from RefSeq and is a predicted model, not a curated record.